GUGUUCUGCGUGGGACUCUGGUGCCUAGACGAGUACUGGUACUACAGCGUCUUCACGCUGUCCAUGCUGGUGGCGUUUGAAGCCUCCCUGGUGCAGCAGCAGAUGCGGAACAUGUCGGAGAUCCGGAAGAUGGGCAACAAGCCCCACAUGAUCCAGGUCUACCGAAGCCGCAAGUGGAGGCCCAUCGCCAGUGACGAGAUUGUUCCUGGGGACAUUGUCUCCAUCGGCCGCUCCCCACAGGAGAACCUGGUGCCCUGCGACGUGCUGCUGCUGCGGGGCCGCUGCAUCGUGGACGAGGCCAUGCUCACGGGGGAGUCGGUGCCCCAAAUGAAAGAGCCAAUCGAAGACCUCAGCCCAGACCGGGUGCUGGACCUCCAGGCUGACUCCCGGCUCCACGUCAUCUUUGGGGGCACUAAGGUGGUGCAGCACAUCCCCCCACAGAAAGCCACCACAGGCCUGAAGCCGGUCGACAACGGGUGCGUGGCCUAUGUCCUGCGGACCGGAUUCAACACGUCCCAGGGCAAGCUGCUGCGCACGAUCCUCUUUGGGGUCAAGCGGGUGACCGCAAACAACCUGGAGACCUUCAUUUUCAUCCUCUUCCUCCUGGUGUUUGCCAUUGCUGCCGCUGCCUAUGUGUGGAUCGAAGGCACCAGGGACCCCAGCCGGAACCGCUACAAGCUGUUUCUGGAGUGCACCCUCAUCCUCACCUCGGUCGUGCCCCCUGAGCUGCCCAUCGAGCUGUCCCUGGCCGUCAACACCUCCCUUAUCGCCCUGGCCAAGCUCUGUGAGUGUGUUGGGUAUG
Molecule: messenger RNA, 802 nt
Organism: Microcebus murinus (gray mouse lemur)
Lineage: Eukaryota; Metazoa; Chordata; Mammalia; Primates; Cheirogaleidae
Source: RefSeq, a predicted model, not a curated record